GGGGUCCAGGGACGGUCCUUAAAAGCGGCUCCCCUGCUAGUUGGCUGGCUGGCGGGGCGACUGGCGCUCUUCUCCCUGUGCACGUCCAGGGAGCCACACCUCCACCCGGCACUAUGGACCCUGCUACGGCCCUGCCGCUGUGGCUUCUGCCUCUGCUUCUGGUGGGCUCCGCUCGCGGUCUUGCUUCAGCAUCCGCCCAAGGGGACAAUUUAGAGAUCUGCCUCUUGCCCUUGGAGAAGGGACCUUGUCGGGCCCUCAUCUCCAGGUUCUACUAUGAUAGGAACCAGCAGAAAUGCCGAAAAUUCAAGUACGGAGGCUGCCUGGGCAACGCAAACAAUUUCCACACUAAGGAGCUCUGUGAACACACGUGCGGGAGUAUCGAGAAAGUUCCUCCAGUUUGUCGGUUAGAACUCCAAACGUAUCCAUGUGACAAACCCAACGUGCAGUAUUUCUUCAAUCUGAGGACCAUGACAUGCGAAGCUCUUCAGCCUGAUCUGUGUAGUACAACUAUGAACACAUUCCCUGAUGAAGAGACUUGUAAGGAUUUCUGCGAACCAAGCAAAAUCCCAUCAUUUUGCUCCAGUCCAAAAGAUGAAGGCCUUUGUGCUGCCAAUGUGACACGCUACUAUUUUAAUUCAAGAAACAAAGCCUGUGAGACCUUCACCUACACCGGCUGCGGUGGAAAUGAAAAUAACUUCUAUUACCUGGAUGAUUGCGACCAUGCUUGCACUAAAGCCUCAAAGAAGUCAAAGAAAAGGAAGACAGGAAGUGGUUUCAUAAUCAGAAGGAAGCCCAGACCCUGGAAGCCACGUUUCUAAGCAUUUCUUAUAAUCGAGGAAACAAAUCAUUAGUCAUUGGCUCAUCUGACUUUACUGAUAUGUUACGUUUUUAACCUGUAUAUUUUUAUUCAUAACAAGGCCCUUUCCAAAUGUGAAAUAUACUUUUAAUGGACUAUUCAAAUGUUUAAGUGACUGAACCCUUUCGGUCAUCAAAUAUAAAUGUGAAUAUGACUCAGCCAAAUUCUUGGGGUGGUUAGCCCCAAUUUCAGAAGACAGUGGCUACUAAAGUUGCAUAAGACAAUAUAAUUGUGCAAUUUUAACAUAUAUGAGAAUCAACAAGAAUGGCAAAACCGUUUCAUUACAAACUGCAAAGUUUGGAUUGUAUUUUAGGCUCCAAGAGACAAGUUAUUGAUUUAUGAACACAUUCAACAAUCAACCUAAUAGUAUUACUUAUACCUUGCCAAGUGGACUUCCAUUCCUAUCUUAUCAGAUUGCAAUAUGAUCAUGAAGGGUAGUUAUUUCAAAGUUACAAUUAUUAUUGGAUGGAUUUAAAAUGUGGGUGAACUUAUGAAGACAUAAACAUUUUCCUAGAAAAAAAUCAUUACAUAUGCAAUUCUGUGUCUCUUUAUUUUCCCAUAACUGACAAGCUAGCUAUCUUUUUGACAAUAUGUGCUGGAUUAUUUCCUUAGACAAAAUGUUUUGGAUAGCAAUGACAUUACUAGAUCUUGUGUGCCUGUUAGAUGUAUCCUGCACCAAAUGCAUGUAUGAUUUGGUAACUUGAAUUUCACAAAUAAAUUAUUUUUAAAGGUGGUUAUUGCAAGAA
Molecule: messenger RNA, 1602 nt
Organism: Cricetulus griseus (Chinese hamster)
Lineage: Eukaryota; Metazoa; Chordata; Mammalia; Rodentia; Cricetidae
Source: RefSeq, a predicted model, not a curated record